CGAAGUCGAAGAGUUGACAUUCGAUGACGAAGAGUAUUUGGAUUUGGGUGUACAGGAAGGGGCGGACGACGAAGCAAAUCUUGCGAAGUCACCAAGCCACGCUCCUGCGAAACGACAUCGUGAACCAGAGGACGACUUUGAGUUGACCGAGACCCCUACCCCGGACGCGAAACGUUCCCGGUCAUCGUGAUUUCCAUCCUCCUACCCAUCAUCCACCCACCAACUACAUCUGUUUUCACACCUUCAGACGUUUCCUCUGUCAUGACCAUUCCAUGGGCUUUAUGAAGGCCAUAUCUAACCAAUCCAGCAUUCUUGGACAGCUGGCCGUGAGUUUCACUCAGUGGGGCAGCUUACAUAUGUGGCGAGCUACUAAUGAUUUCAACCACGGAGCGUGUCGGCCAGUUGAACUCCGGAAUUUCGCAGAUAUUGUCAAGCUAGACAGGUACGUGUUACUUCGAUCCAUUCCCCCAUUACGUCCUCAUUACCGGAUGGGUAUACUGCCCUCGUAUACCACAGCCUUGGGCACUCGGCAUGCGGGGUGUAAAUUACUAGGUUUGUACUUGAUACUUCCCAUGGCUCCGAUUCCUUUCUCCCCUGUGCUUUUUGUUUCGCUCUGGUCAGCGAUACCACCAAUGAUGGUUCUUGUGGCGUCUUUCUGCUGUAUUCGAUCGAGGCGUUAUUGUGUUAUAUCCCAGGUAGCUUCCACGGAGGCGUGAUAUGGUGAUUUGAUUUGCCUUGCGUCUUAUCUCCUUGGGUGUUGCAAAAUGACAAUUUCUCUAUGAUCUCAUCUUUAUGAUUUCGGUGCUUCUCAGAACUAUCAGUUCCAGGAAGUUGAUACCAGUCUGGAGAUUGCCGGGGAAGCACAUGAGCCCUAAUAUCGU
This is a messenger RNA of Aspergillus sclerotioniger CBS 115572, 881 nucleotides long. RefSeq lists its product as uncharacterized. The coding region runs from base 273 to 716 and encodes 147 amino acids. NCBI's taxonomy places the organism in Eukaryota, Fungi, Ascomycota, Eurotiomycetes, Eurotiales, Aspergillaceae. The transcript has a single exon. The record is from RefSeq and is a predicted model, not a curated record.